Molecule: messenger RNA, 2132 nt
Organism: Carya illinoinensis
Lineage: Eukaryota; Viridiplantae; Streptophyta; Magnoliopsida; Fagales; Juglandaceae
Product: protein WVD2-like 7
Exons: 7
Coding region: 214-1524 (436 amino acids)
Source: RefSeq, a predicted model, not a curated record
UUACCAAAAAACAAUAUAGUGGGUGACCGAGAGAAAAUAAGAAAAAUGGGCGAGGGAAAUCACCACCCAUAUAAACACCUCCUUAAAAAGGUUAUGGGUCGUAUGAUCUUCAAGUAGUAACUGUUGCAAAGCUUUCAGUUGUAUUAGAUGUAUUUUGGACUCGGGAAGCUUCUGGGAUCAAACACCCGUCUGAGUUUAUAGAGUAACCAGAAAAUGGCGACUGAUUCCGACGCUCGGACUGUAUCUAUCUCUGACAUUCUGGACCAUGGGUCGAUAUCUUUUGGGAGAUUUGCUGUGGAGUCACUUGCAUGGGAAAAGAGGUCGGUUUUCUCCCACAACAGAUGUCAGGAGGAGCUCGAGAAGUUCAAGGCCCCUGGAUUUGUUGCUCAAAAGAAGGCAUACUUUGAGGAAUAUUACAGAAGAGUUAGAGCUAUGACGGCAUUACAGGUGAAACAGCAACAGACCACCCAUCCCGACUCAACGAGCAGCACGACACAAGAGGAAAAUGCUGUUGAUGCUGACUUGAUGAAAGGGGAAAAGAUGCCCACCAAUGCAAGUAAAAUGCAGAAAUUAAGGAACGAAGCCGCUGCUAACCUUAACUCAUCAGAGGGAGGCAUUUCGGAGGGAUCGAAACAAAUUACCCAAGAAGAAUUAAGUUGCCAUGUUGAAGACAAAGCUAGCAUGACAGGUGGAACUCGUAAAUCCUUAUCCACCAUUGAACCCGAAGAUUCUGUAAAUGAGGCUUACUCUUCAUCAGUCAAUAAGAGCUCUGGAACUGCCAAGCAUGACUAUCCUGUUCACGACACAGCCAAGCAUGAUGCCAACAAGCAAAAUAAACAAGCACCCAUUCAAAAGGCUAUGGCAACAGAUUCUUCUAGAGAAAAUGAAAUGCAUUUGGACUGCAAAAUUACGAAAGGAGCUGUUAAGCCAUCUCUUCAUCACGAUAUUACCAGCAAGAGAGAUGAUGGUCUUGUUUCAAUAAAGGGUACACCUCAGCCUGCAAAAGUCAACAACUAUGUUUCUUCCCAUAAGCAAAGGGCUGAAGUAAGCUCCAUUGCCACUGCUCUGCACAAUUCAUUAGCAAGGAAGAUGUCAGUGAAAUCUUCUGUUUGUAAUGCUGGUCAGGUGGAGGCAAAUUCAACUUCCAAGAUGCUGUUGGAGAAGUUACCAACAAAGUUGCCACUGCACGCACGAUCCACUAAGGGCAUUACAAAGGAGAGAGCUAUUGCUGACCACUUGAGAAAGCCGGCUCUAGACAGCAGGAGGAGAUGUGAUGGAGAAGGUAGAAAGACUUUAGAGCCUAGUGUCAGCCAAAUGAGACCCAAGCGUGGAGCAUCUAAGAACCAGAGAUCAAACGUCAUGUUUACAAACCAUCCCAUUCAGAGCAACUUGAAUCAAGAUUAUAGAGUUGAAUUUAGGCACAAGAAUUAUGUCCAAGGACUGCAGAAAAAGGGAGAAGACAAAAGGAAUGCUGGGCUUGGAAAAGUAUUCAAAUCUGCCUCAACUAAUUUGUCCAGUACCUAAAAAUGCUGGUUCCUAAGGUCAUAUAUCUCUUCCAAUUUCUAUUUUGUCUGCUUAGCCUAUGGAAAUUACUGCAAACUAUUAAGACCACGAUUUUAUUUCUCAAUGAGCAUGAUUAAAUGCUGAUUUGAAUCGUCACUAGUCCAGGUUGUGUCAAAAUUUUGCAAUUUUUUGCCUUUCUCCUCAUGAAUAAAUCCAGCAUCACAAAAACAAUGUGAUCAAUAAUUUCAGGUAGCAUUAUUGUGGCUUGUAGAGCUGAGACAUACACAGAGAACCAAGAUAUAUUGUUCCAUUUCCAAAUACAAUUCCUCUUCUAAUUUCUUAACUGGAACUAUAUACCGUUUAAGACUUAUGAGUAUUUGGUGACUGAUAUUUACUCUGGAUAAACAUGCCCACGUGUGCACAAGAUUUUAUGGUAUGUCAUGUUCUGGUUAUUGUCGGCACAGAUGAGUGCAUGCACUGUGAUUCUGAGUCCUGACUUCUGAAUGUUUGUAAUGCAGACCCAAGAUGCCAAGUUGGCGAUGAAAGUGAAACUUAAAAGGGCAAUCUGUGAUGCGACUAUGCAAUCGAAUGUAUUUGCAUGGAACUUAGGAAUUCAUGGAAAAGGUUGC